AUGGCUACGCCUCAUGUUUCUGGAGCCAUCGCCUUGUACUUGUCCGCCAACCAAGGCGCCACGUACGACCAAGUGUACACGGCCCUGACCAACAAUGUGGACACGAACACGUUAUCUCCGCCCGACAAGUCCUGCGGAGGCAUUCCCAACACGCAAUACCCCAACAACCUCUUUGGCUACGGCCGCUUGAACGUCUUCAAGGCUGUGACUGCUCCGCCCAGCACCCCCUGCCCGACUCUGCCCCCGCCGCCCCCCAAGUGUGCCCUUUGGAUGCUCGAUACCGAUUACAUUGGCGAGGAUAUCAAGGCACUGCCCUUUCGAAGCUCCGACGACUGCUGCGACGAAUGCGACAACACCCCAAAAUGCAAUGCGUUUACCUAUACCUACGACAACUAUACCUACGACAUCGGAGGCACUUGCUGGCUCAAAGCUGUCGACGAACCGGUUGUCUCUGUGUACAAGGAAGGCUCCAAGUCCGCUCGAGUACUCAACCCGACUAAACCCUCAACCGCUUGUGGCACCUUGGCAGUCAACACGCACUAUAUUGGCGGCGACUUGGCUUCGACCAAGCAGGCGACUGCUGAAUCCUGUUGUGCUGACUGUGAAAACACACCGGGAUGUAAGCUGUUCGUGUGGUCCAACGACGACGGCGGCACGUGCUGGCUCAAGCAUACCAAGGGGGCCAAGGUGACUGCCAUUGGAGCCAAGGCUGGCCUACUUCAAGCCUUACCAGGACCGCUGUCGUGCAGCAACAUCGAGUGGAACAUGGAUUUUCUGGGCAAAAACAUCGCGCAGGUUUCGGCGGGCCAACCGGCCGACUGCUGCGCAGCGUGCCAUAGCAACCAAGUAUGCAAUGCGUACAGUUGGUUGGGUGGGGUGUGCUACUUGAAGCGUCGCCGGGCGGUUACGAAGCUGACGUCGGGGGUGGUGUCGGCCCGCGUGGACAAGUGCAGUGCGUUGGAGUCGGAUGUGUACUAG
This is a messenger RNA of Aphanomyces astaci, 978 nucleotides long. RefSeq lists its product as hypothetical. NCBI's taxonomy places the organism in Eukaryota, Oomycota, Saprolegniomycetes, Saprolegniales, Verrucalvaceae. The record is from RefSeq and is a predicted model, not a curated record. Gene Ontology annotation, biological process: proteolysis. The coding region runs from base 1 to 978 and encodes 325 amino acids. Gene Ontology annotation, molecular function: protein binding; serine-type endopeptidase activity. Gene Ontology annotation, cellular component: extracellular region. The transcript has a single exon.